AUGGCUGAUAUUCCAAUUCCAUCGACCGAGACUGAGUCUCUGCCGAAUGGGAGCCCCUCAACACCCAGAAGCUCUUUUAGCAGGCUCCGUACCCCUUCUGUCUCUAUAACCCCUCCUCCUGCAGCAAGGGCUCAAGCUACUCCUGCGAGAUCCAGAAAUGCCUCAUCCCAAGAUGAAGUUGUCCGCGGCAUGAACACCAUGCGGCUUUCGGAACCCAAUGGCGUUGAUAAUCUCUCUGACAUGGCUGAUGCUGUUAACCGAGUCGCCAGAGGAUCUGACAGUCGUGCUACAUCCUUAACGCCCGAACCCACCACCUCAAGAGCAGAGACCCCCCGACAACGACGCCGUUCUCGUCGCUCAAGCUCAGAUGUUGACAGAUUGCCCCAUAGUGUUCUCGACGAGGAACUCCCGCAGGAUGCGUUCCAUUCGCCCGAGUUUCAACAAGCCUUUCGAGAUGCCAAGCAACUCAUGUCAACCGUCGAGGGCGUUUUGGGAAGUUCGUCACUGCAUAAUAGUCCAGAGUCGACUAUCCGGCGACUUCAUAAUGAGGCUGGCGAGUUAGCGAGGUUUGAAUACCCAUCGACUCGAACCGUGGGCUUUGUGGGGGACUCGGGUGUUGGCAAAAGCAGUUUGCUCAACUCACUUCUUGACGUUAAGGGCCUUGCUAGGACUAGCAACAGCGGCGAGGCAUGUACCUGUGUUGUGACAGAGUUCCACUAUCACAACCGCGACACUCUCGAUAUUGAGGUCAACCUCUUUACCAUGGAAGAGCUCCGAGAGCAGCUUACCGGGAUGCUUCAGUCCUACCGCCACUACCACCUCCACAGCGACGAGAUGGAGGAUGCCGAAAGGCGAGAGAAGGAGGAUAGUGCUAACCUCGCCAGAGACACGUUCAGGGCGAUGUUCCGAGGUCAACUGACAGAUGAAGCUUUCCUUAUCAACCGACCAGAGCAAGAUGUCCUCGAAACGCUGUUCCAAUGGGCUGCUAGAGGCCGACCUUCGGCUUUCGUCACUAAGCAGUCCGGGCUUUCACAGGAUGCUUGUUCGAAGGCCUUGAUGGAACUGGCUUCGGAACCACCCUCACGCAAUCAACCUGCCCAAUGGCCGUAUAUCCGAAGCACCAAGGUCUUCUUGAAUGCACACAUUCUCAGUCGAGGCUUGAUUUUGGUCGACCUGCCAGGGCUCCGAGAUCUGAACUCGGCUCGUAAGAUGAUUACGGAGCGGUACCUUUUAACAUGCAACGAAAUCUUUGCCAUCUGCAACAUCGGUCGUGCAGUUACCGAUGAAGGAGUCCAUCAAGUUUUUGAGUUGGCCAGAAGAGCCCGUCUCUCAAACGUUGGCAUAGUCUGCACUCGAUCUGAUGACAUUCUCGCCGAGGAAGCAAUCAGGGACUGGAGAGGUCAACGAGCCAGGGCAAUUAAGAGCCUCAUGGAUGCUAUUGCCACCGACGAAAGAGACGCCAACGAAGUUGAAGAAGAUCUCUCUGACUACCAAGGAGUUUUAGAUGAUGACUUGACAGAAGAGGAGGUGAAGGAGCAAAGGGAGCUUUGGUCACGACAACGAAACAUCAGCGCCCGCAAGCAGAACCACGAGUUUGAGCUCAAGCAGUAUCUUGUGACAACUCGCAAUUCUUUUGUGACGCGGGAACUGAGGGUCAAGUACAAUGAGCGUGUUGCUACUGACGAAAUCAACAUCUUUUGCGUCAGCAACAAAGACUACUGGGAUCACAGAGACGAGGCAAAGACCAAAUCGGCGCGCUUUCUCCAGCUGAGUGGAAUCCUGCAAGUUCGCAAGCACUGCAUCUCCAUCGUGGCAAACAGUCAACGGCGCAUUGCCACACGAUACAUCAAGGACCAGAUACCGGCCCUUCUGGCACAAGUGGACUUGUGGGUUCAGUCUGGCGCAAGAACGGCUAGUGAAGAACGCCGUGAGGCGCUUUGCAGGAAGCUGGACGAUGUUGAGAGACAGCUGAGGAGGGGCCUUACAUCGAGUACAAGCGUCGUUAACCGUGUAGCCCACUCGUUCAAUCAGGACUUUACAACACACGUAUAUGGACCUCGACGUAUUUCAUCUUGGAGCCAGUCAGCAAAGGAUGCUGCGAGAGUAUGGGAGGGGUGGCACCACAGUGAGCUAACAUGGAGUUUCUUCUGUUUCAUCGCUAAUUUCCUAGUGUCAUACGCCGCCUUUUGUCGCCAGUAUGGUGACUAUUGUACGCCAGCAGUUGGGCCGCACAACUGGAACGAAGAGAUCAUGGAAGGAAUGGUAGAGGAUCUAGAGGACCCCUGGCAGGAACUAUGCAACAGUAUUCAACAACGACAAACGAACCUUGUUGAGAGAGUUGACACUCUGUUGGACACGGCAUCCGAGCAGUUCGAAACUGGACUGGAUGAUGAUUAUGAUACUCUUGCCCCAUUGAUGGAAUCAUUAUUCAGACGGCAACAACUCCUUCUAGAUUCUAUCGAACGAAUCAAUGAACAGUUUGAGACAGAUCUGGGACUACUUCGGAUUGACUCCCUCUCUGGUGUUAGAAGCUCGACCAUUGGAAGGGCAAUGGAGUCUUCAUACAGAGGAUGCAACCAAGAAUAUGGAACAGGAAGCCACCAACGACGGAAGAACAUUAUACGGGGCACCAUCUCCAACCAGGAUUUCUUUACCAACCUCAUGAGAACUUUUAGAGACUCUUUCCGUGUCAAGGCCGAAGAAUCUCAAAGUGCGAUACGCGAUGCUUCAGUGAGAUAUUUGGAUGUUGUACAGGAGACUUUUGAUCUCGUGCGCAGUGAGAAUGUGGCCAGGGAGAGUGAGCAGGAUCCGGAUUUUAGGCUGAGGGUUGACAACGUUGCGAGAACGGGAAGGGAGACUAUUCAGAGGGUUCAUCGAGUUAUUGAUGUUUGAUCGCUGGCAUCAUCUGUUUGCUGCUGUACACGACUUAGCUGCAUCGAGUGUUUCUAUUUC
Messenger RNA from Fusarium vanettenii 77-13-4, 2952 nucleotides. RefSeq lists its product as uncharacterized. NCBI's taxonomy places the organism in Eukaryota, Fungi, Ascomycota, Sordariomycetes, Hypocreales, Nectriaceae. The record is from RefSeq and is a predicted model, not a curated record. The transcript has 14 exons. Bases 1 to 2892 code for a protein of 963 amino acids.